CUCUGGUGUGCGUGCGUGUGGUUCUACAGAGUCGAGGUGGUGGUCUCAAGAACGAUGAUGUCCAAUCCGUUGGCGUAUCCCGAGCUGAGACCGGCGAGUGGAGCCAAAUCAAACCUGUCUCGGUGCGAGACAACCACGGAUAACAUGGCGAAGCUCGAACAGACCAACUCCGGUGAAGUUGUCACAUACCUGUUCCCCGACUGUCACUUGCUGAACAAUAUCUAUUCCAAGGAGGAGUUCAGGUUUGUCGACAUAACAGGAUUCGAGAUCUAUAUAGUGGAGCAAUGGGCCUGUGAGCGCAAGUACUGCAACGUUAUAACCGUGUUCACCGGUGAUUCUGAGCAUAAAGUACAGUGUGCGCAGGUAACGUUGCCCAAGGAUCGCUCCACAUGGAGUGAAAAGAUACUCCACUUCUUCAAAGAGGUUGAACUCAACGGUGGAAGCUUGAAGGAAACUGAAAAGGGACUUGUCUUCAUUACAAACUUGUCCUCUGUGCCUUCGAAUUUGAACCUGGUGCCUGUGUCCAAUGGCUGUGUCAUGGAUGUCUGGGAGUGCUUCAAGGUGAACGUCAAUAUGAAAAGAAUGAACUGUGGUGGAAGAUCUGCCCUGCUAUUAUGUUCUCCAUCAGACGCCUGUGAGGACAAAUUCCGUCAAGUCUACAAGACACAUCCAACGGUGGAUAUCAUGUACUCUGUUAGAGAAUUGGUCAUGCUUCUACAGAUCUGUCUCGUCGAUUUCAAGCUCUUGGACCCGGUGUUUGUUGAUGGCCUAUUGUGCAACAAGACCGAGGAGAAUAUCACAAAAUGGUGGGUUAUGUACGGUGCACUGUACUAUGGUGUUCAGCCAAAGGAACGGACUUUGGGCCCGAUGACAGUAUCUGCUAUAUUGGGAUUCGUAUUGAGCUGUCAUUACAGAUUUGAUAUGGCCUCUAUCGAUUUCCCUAAGGAGCCAUUCAACUACUUCAGUUUUAGAGUCAUUGUUGGUAAAUUCCAAAAACAAUAUAACCUACAGAGAACCUGGUAUUUGGAUCCAGCAACCGUUGAGAAACUGUUUAAAGUCACUUCCAAGACGUCAGCGUCCGAUAUAUCCAAGCUGAAGAAUGUUGUUAAAUCCAGAGUCCAUGAUAUAUCAGGUAAGACGUCGUCAGAGAGGAUUGCACAGGACGUGCUAACCACUGACUUGGAAAGAGCCAUCAGAUACUUCCAUUGUAGUCCAAGAUUAGAGUACCUUUGGUUUGGGAAGGGUAAUCCGAUGGAUUUGAAGCAGUUUGAAUACUAUGAAAGAAUUCAAGCUCAAAUGACAACUGCGUCAGCAUUGAAAAGCGGUGUUGGUAAGAUUAGAAACUUUCCAAAGAGAUUACAAGUGGAUGACUACAUGAUCCGCAGAAAGGGAUAUAAAGGCUCGUCUGAUUACAAGAGCAGUGAAAGCGCAAGUGUUGAUAAUCUGUGCCAAGUGCUAGAUGAGACAAAGCACAAGGAAAACGUUGGCAAACGUGUUAUAUGCGACGAUGACGUUUGCAAGAAAGAGCUGAAAAGACGCUCAUCAUACCCAUUUAUUAGAGAUGAGUUAACUGUUGAGCAGUUGGGUUAUACAAACCAUUCGACGAAUUUGGACGACAGACAAUGGGAGGAAAAGUUAUUGAGACGUUGCAAAUCAACAUCUUUUAUAAGCGACUCGGUACUCCCGUGGUGUACCACGGUCUCUCCUAUCUUUGUUGCACAUCAAUUGAAACGGCUUGAAUGGAAGUUGUUGUAUUCCAAAGAGUGUGCUGAAGCUGUUGACAGUCAAAGAAAGAAAUACCAUGAACAAUGGGAAAGGUGUCAUACUAAACUGACGAGAGUUGGUCACUUUGCUAAGCCUGUUUUCAACAAGUGUGAGUCACAGGUGAACAACGACCAGAGGUUACACUUGGGUAUCAACGACAUAAGGGCUCUUGGAUCACGGUUAGAGUAUGAGAUGAGACUGCUCGGAACUAGAGUUAGAGAUGCACAAGAGAGUGUCAAUGGAUUUGAGUUGAAGAUUAAACAGUUCGAAGACGCUAUAAGGAUGGAAGAGUAUGGGCAAGUUGUUGAUCCAAAUGAUAACAAUUCUAGUGAUUUAGAGGACAGGAACAAUGGGUAUUGGCAUUAUAGGUUUGACGUACAAAGGGUCAAGCGCAUUUGGGGCAUUAUUGAGCAGUUUACACCUGUUAAGUGGUUAAUAGGUGCGUCUUUGGACCCAAAAAGGGAGCAAAAGGAGGAAUGACAUGGUGUACACACUAUUUAUUAAACGUUGAUAUAUCCUUGUCU
Messenger RNA from Williopsis jadinii, 2288 nucleotides. RefSeq lists its product as uncharacterized. The record is from RefSeq and is a predicted model, not a curated record. Gene Ontology annotation, cellular component: Sin3-type complex. The transcript has a single exon. Bases 55 to 2244 code for a protein of 729 amino acids. NCBI's taxonomy places the organism in Eukaryota, Fungi, Ascomycota, Saccharomycetes, Phaffomycetales, Wickerhamomycetaceae.